Molecule: messenger RNA, 2563 nt
Organism: Eucalyptus grandis
Lineage: Eukaryota; Viridiplantae; Streptophyta; Magnoliopsida; Myrtales; Myrtaceae
Product: probable LRR receptor-like serine/threonine-protein kinase At1g14390
Exons: 7
Coding region: 269-2476 (735 amino acids)
Biological process (GO): protein phosphorylation
Cellular component (GO): membrane
Molecular function (GO): ATP binding; protein kinase activity; protein binding
Source: RefSeq, a predicted model, not a curated record
UCAUUUUGAAAUUCCUUGGAGUACGAGAACUUCAGUACAGCACUCUGUCUUCAUAAUAACUCUCCGUGACCCCACGAAGGUCUUCUCUGCAACUCCUUUCCCACUUCCAACCUCAGAGCUCCCCUUCCUAGGUUGCCAUGUAUGGGCGAAGUUGCAGGUUCAGUUAUGGCUUUUAAUGCCGGGGAGCCUUCGCUGUGGUUACUCAUGAGUGUUGCGUGAUUUGGGUUCCGCUCAGAUUCGAGAGAACCUCAUUUUUAAGCUUGUGGAAAUGGCCAAUUCCCCUGUUUUGCUCGGUCUCUCGUUCUCUGCCAUCGUUUUGAUGGCGGGUGUCGUUCCGCUUGCAAUGGCUCAACUCAGUCCGAGCGAAACCAGGGUCCUCUUUCAAAUCCAGAAGCAGCUGGAGUACCCGGAAGCUCUCCAGGGAUGGACAAACUGGACUAGCUUCUGUUACCUCCCGCCGUCGCCUUCUCUCACCAUUGCCUGCACCGACAAUCACAUAACGGGGCUGACCAUUGUGGGGACCAAGAACUCGUCCUCUCGCGACGGCGCGAGGCCCAAUCCCGCUCGAUUCGCCGUUUCUCAGCAGACUCUCUCCGCGAGUUUCUCCAUCGACUCUUUCUUCACUGUGCUCACCAAGCUCUCCAACCUGACGGUGCUCUCGCUCGUGUCCCUGGGCCUGUGGGGGCCGCUUCCCGCCAAGGUCAGCCGGUUCCACUCGCUCGUGGUGCUCAACCUCAGCUCGAACUCCAUCUACGGGGAGAUUCCUCAGUCCAUCGCUUCGUUCAAGAGCCUCAGGAGUCUUGUUCUGUCUGAUAAUUUGCUCAAUGGGAGUGUCCCAGAUCUUAAGGGCCUACCUGUUCUUGAAGAGCUGGAUUUGAGCGACAACUUUCUCGGACCAGAGUUCCCGUUGCUUGGAGAUACCCUUGUGAGUGUUCUGUUGAGGAACAACUCGUUCAGAUCUGAAAUUCCUAGUGACUUGAAUGGUUUGGGUCAGCUUCAGCGAUUCGAUGUCUCGACCAACGAGCUUUCUGGGCAUAUCCCAUCUUUCAUUUUCAGUCUGCCUUCGAUUCGUUACCUUAGUUUACAGGAAAAUCAGCUCGGUGGAGCGCUUCCAACGAACCUUUCAUGCGGUGGUCAUCUCACUUACGUCGACAUUUCACACAAUCUUUUGGUUGGGAACAUUCCAUCAUGCGUCGGGUCAAGUUCGGCGAACCGGACAGUGAUCAGCUCAUGGAAUUGCUUGUCCGGAGGGAACUCAAAUUAUCAGCACACCUACUCUUAUUGCCAGAAACAAGCUUUGGCAGUUGAGCCUCCGGCUAAAGCUGAGAAAAAAGGGUCAAGCAUCAAACUGAGUCUCGUUCUUGGAGUAAUUGGAGGCACCGUUGGAAUUGCAGGGGCGUUCGGACUACUGAUCAUAGUGCUGGUCAGGAGAGCAGAUGCACGAAGAUCAUUUGAUAGCAAGCCCGCCAAGUCAUAUGCUGAUGAACUGUCGUUUCGCGGCUCUCCAAAGUCAAGCAUUGAUUCGAGGCGAAUGCCUCAAACGAUGAGGCUGAUGACGUUGGGCCUCCCACCUUAUCAUGUUUUCACUCUGGAGGAAAUUGAAGACGCAACGAACAAUUUUGAUCCAUGCAAUUUGAUGGGAGAGGCAAAUCAAGGACAGAUAUACAAGGGUUGGCUCAGAGAUGGCACGGUAGUCCUAGUGAAGUGUUUGAAACUGAAGCAGAGAAGUUUGCCACAAAAUAUUGUGCAGCAACUGGACAAUCUAUCCAAGCUAAGGCAUCGCCAUUUGGUCAGUCUUCUUGGACACUGCAUUGUCACUUAUCAGGACCACCCCAAUGUGGCCAGCACGGUGUUUGUCGUCCUUGAACACCUAUCGAAUGGAUCGCUAGCGAAUCACAUCACAGAUUGGAGAAGGAAAGAGAUGCUCAAAUGGCCUCAGAGAAUGGCGAUCUCCAUAGGCGUGGCGAGGGGAGUCCAGUUCUUGCACACCGGGAUGGCUCCUGGAAUAUUUGGGAAUGACCUGAAGAUAGACAAUGUUCUGCUUGAUGAGAGUCUCACCACGAAAAUCAGCAAUUACCACAUUCCACUGCCAUUCAAGAUGGGUUCUGAAACCGCAUCGAACGAUAGCAGUCCAAAAGAUGCAGAAAGAGAAGACAUGUAUCAGCUUGGGAAGAUUCUCCUGCAAGUCAUCACUGGGAAGCUGGUCAAGUCCACCAGUGAAUUGGACGACAUGAAACAACAGCUAGAGAAGAGCCUGACGGAACACCCCUCACAGCUACGCAGCGCGGCAGAUCCAUCCAUUCGUGGCACCUUCGCAUACCAAUCGCUUAAGACAGCAGUCGAAGUCACGGUGAAUUGCCUAACGGAAGAGCCGAGCAAGCGGCCUUCGAUAGAAGAUGUUCUCUGGAAUCUGCAGUACUCGAUCCAGGUUCAAGAAGGCUGGACCAGCAGUGAGAACCUCAGUACAAGAAUAUAAAGCUUCUCUUCUUGCACUAUGUACUUUCAAUGCUAUUCCCUGUAAUUACUAAGACAAAAAGAAAUAAAGCCUAGUGUUCAAAAAGUA